Messenger RNA from Monoraphidium neglectum, 1032 nucleotides. RefSeq lists its product as hypothetical. The coding region runs from base 1 to 1032 and encodes 343 amino acids. Lineage: Eukaryota; Viridiplantae; Chlorophyta; Chlorophyceae; Sphaeropleales; Selenastraceae. The record is from RefSeq and is a predicted model, not a curated record. The transcript has 4 exons.
AUGGCGGGCAUCGCGGUCAAAUCAACAGCACCCCCCGAAGCCCCCGCCGGCGCCGCGGCCGGCGCCGGCGCCCAGGCUGGCUUCUACGCGCCCCGCGGCGGCGUCAUCGGCGGCCCCGCCACCAUGCGCGUCCGCGCGCCUCCCCAACCGCAGCACCUUGAGCAGUUCCAAGAGGCGGCGCGCCGCGCCGCGGCGGAUGCAGCAGCGCCCGCGUGGCCCGACUGCGCUGUCAGCCCAGCGGCUGUGCAGGCGCUGCUCAGCGGCGGGCCCGGGGCGCUGGCGCGGUGCCGCGAACUGGGCCUCAUCACGGCGCUGCUGGACCACUGGGCGGCGCUGGGGGAGGCGCCAGAGGAGGCGUGGUGGGCGGCGGUGGAGAGGGAGUCGCGUGCGCUCCUGCGGGGCGCGCCACCUCAGCAGGCCGCUGACCUGCUUUCUGCCGCCGCCCGCGCCGGCCGCCGCCCCGGCGCCGCGUGGCUGGCGGCGGCGCAGGACGAGCUCUGCGCCGCAUGGGACCGCGGCGCGGGGCCCUCGCUCGACGCGUGGGCGGCGGCGCUGGGCGCGCUCGUGAGGAUGGGCGCCGCGCUCGACCGCCGCUUCUGCCAGCGGCUGCUCGCCGCCACGGCCGACCAGCUGCGCUCCGCGCCGCCGGCCGCGGCCGCGCGCCUGCUGUGGGGCGUCGCCAAGGCGCGGCUCGCCCCGGGGCCCGCAUGGCUCGCCGCGCUACGCGGCGCGCUGGAGCGCGCAGCGCCGGAGCUGGGGGCGCACCAGCUGGCGGGCUGCCUGCGGUCCCUGGCCAUCUUGGGGGAGCGCGCCGGCCCGCAGGAGGUCCUGGGCGCUGCGGGGGGGCUGCUCGCGCAGGAGCUAGCGCUGCGGCCCGGGGGCGCGGGGCCGGGGGAGCUGGCGCAGGCGCUGUGGGCGCUGGCGAGGCUGGGCCACCGCCCCGCGCCAGGGUCGCUGUGCCCCGUGGACGCGCUGCUGCCGGCGGUCCUGGAGCAGCUGCCACGCCUCUCACCCCCACAGCUCAGCGGGUGA